Molecule: messenger RNA, 2520 nt
Organism: Dictyostelium discoideum AX4
Lineage: Eukaryota; Evosea; Eumycetozoa; Dictyosteliales; Dictyosteliaceae
Gene: elp
Product: elongation factor 2-like protein
Exons: 3
Coding region: 1-2520 (839 amino acids)
Cellular component (GO): cytoplasm
Molecular function (GO): GTPase activity; GTP binding
Source: RefSeq, a predicted model, not a curated record
AUGACAAUAUGGUUAAAUAAUGAUGAAAUGAAAAAUAUGAUGAACAAUAGACAAAACAUCAGAAAUAUUGGAAUAAUUGGACGAGUAGAUACUGGCAUUAGAACACUUAUUGAUAUACUAUCAAUAUCAAAUUUUAUUAAUAUUAAAAGAGGUGAUGUUGGAGUAGAUAAAGAUUUUAAAGAAGAUCUUUUCAAUAAAACAAAUAUUCCACUUUUUUUUGAACAAAAUAAUAAUAAUAAUACUAUUAAUAAUAAUAAAUUUUUAAUUAAUGUUAUUUUACCAAGAAAUCAAAUUGGAAUUCAAAAUCAAAUUUCAACAUUUCAUUUAAUUGAUGGUUUAUUAGUUGUAGUUGAUUGUAUUGAAUCAAGUCUUCCACAAGAGAAAACUAUUUAUCAAUCAAUUGGUGAAAGGGUUAAACCAAUUUUAUUUUUAAAUAAAUUUGAUCGUUUCAUUUUAGAACUUAAAUUAGAUAGUAGUGGAAUUUAUAAUUCAUUACAAAGAAGUAUUGAAAGAUUCAAUUCAAUUGCAACUUGUCAAAAAGAUGAUUUAUUAGGUGACGUUGAAGUUUCACCUGAAAAUGGUACUGUUGGAUUUGGUUCAUCAUUAUAUGGUUGGGCAUUUAAUUUAUCAACAUUCGCAAGAUUAUACUCUUUGAAAUUUGGUAUAUCUGAACAAUCUUUGGUUAAAAAUCUAUGGGGUGAAAAUUACUAUGAUCUAUCAUCAAAGAAAUUCUCUAAACUUUCAAUUAGUUCUGAUGGUAAACCAUUGAAACAUUCUUUCAUACAAUUUAUUUUAGAACCAAUCAUUCGAUUAACAACAGCCAUAAUGGAUAACAAAAAAGAAGAAAUCAAUAAAAUGUUAACAUCAUUGGGAAUCUCAUUAAAUAAUGAAGAGAAAAAAUUAAAAAAUUUACAACUUUACAAAGUGAUGAUGGUUAAAUUCACCCACCCAAUCUCAGAAUUCCUACUUUCAAGUGUAGUAAAACUUUUACCAUCACCAGUUGAAGCACAAAGAUAUAGAGUCGAUAAUUUAUAUGAUGGUCCGUUGGAUGAUGAAUGUGCAACAGCAAUUAGAAAUUGUGAUCCAAAUGGACCAUUAAUGAUUUACAUUUCAUCUAUGAUUGCAACUAAAAAACCCAACUUACCAUAUUUAGCAUUUGGACGUAUAUUUUCAGGUUCUAUUCAACCUGGUAAAAAAGUUAGAAUUAUUUGUAAUACAGAUUAUUGUGGUAAAAUUAAUUUCAAUCAAAAUAAUAAUUAUAAUGAUAUAAAUAAUAAUAAUAAUAAUAAUAAUAAUAAUAAUAAUAAUAAUAAUUCAUAUAGAGAUAAAACUAUUAAAGAAUUAUUUUUAUUAGAGGGUGCAAUGUUAGGACCAACAAUUAAUAAUUGUGCAUGUGGAAAUAUUAUUAGUAUUUUAGGUUUAGAAAAAUAUAUUGUUAAAACUGGAACGAUUACAGAUUCUGAUUUAGCACAUAAUAUUUUUAGUUUUAAAUAUUCAAAUACAUCAGUUGUUAGUGUAGCCAUUCAACCUAUACAACCUCUCGAUCUACCUAAAUUAAUUGAAGCCUUAAAAAGAUUGGUUCAAAUUGAUUCCACUGCAUAUUUUACUAAUGAAGAAACUGGUGAAUUGUUACUUUCUGGCUCUGAUGAAAAUCAUUUAGAAAGUUUAGUUGGUGAAUUAAGAAAUUCAAUUGAAAAAAUUAAGGUUUCCCAGCCGAUUGUAUCUUUCAAAGAAACUGUUACAAAUGAAUCAUCAAUUAAUGGUUUUCAAAAUCAUCAAAUAAACUCACUAGAAUGUUUUCAAGUGCAAGACCAAUCAGUGAACAACUAUUGUAUGAUAUUGAAAAUGAAACAUCAUGGAUGGAAUAUUUCAGAAGCAAAGAAAAUUUGGACAUUUGGGUCAACUUCACAAUUGGUGGAAUCAAAUUUAUUAGUUGAUUCCACCAAAGGUGUUCAAUAUAUAAGUGAUAUUAAAGAUCCAGUGGUUUGUGCAUUUCUUUGGGCAACUAAACAUGGAAUACUUUGUGAUGAGCCAUUGAGAGGUGUUCGAUUCGAUAUUAACGAUGUAUUAUUAUCAGGUGAUUCUAUUAGAAGAGGUAGUGGUCAAAUUAUUCCAAUGACUCGUCGUUGUUUAUAUGCAUCUCAAUUAAGUGCAUCUCCAACACUUCAAGAACCAAUCUUUAUGAUUGAUAUUAAUGCCUCUGAUAAAAUGCAUGAAAAAGUACUUUCAAUUCUAAAUAAACGUGGUGCAAAACUAUGGAGUGAAUCAAAAUCAUUAAAUGAUACAUUCAAUAUUAAAGCUCACAUACCAGUUUUAAAAUCAUUUGGAUUAUCUCAAGAACUUAAUUUUAGUACCCUUGGAAAUCAUCCAAUCUCUACUCAUUUCGUAUUUGACCACUGGAAAUCAAUGGGUACAGUUUGUGAAGAUAAAUUUGUAACUGAAACAGUUUUAGAAAUUAGAAAAAGAAAAGGUUUAAAUCCUGAAAUUCCAUCAUUAGAAGAUUAUAUGGAUAAACUUUAA